This is a messenger RNA of Daphnia carinata, 1626 nucleotides long. RefSeq names its product mucin-2-like. The transcript has 11 exons. NCBI's taxonomy places the organism in Eukaryota, Metazoa, Arthropoda, Branchiopoda, Diplostraca, Daphniidae. The record is from RefSeq and is a predicted model, not a curated record. The coding region runs from base 103 to 1497 and encodes 464 amino acids.
GAAAUUCUUCGUAGCUGUGCAUUUUUUUUGGUUUUUUCUGCAUUCCUGUCCAUUGCAUUUGGCCAAUUGACAACUCAAACAAGUAGAACUACUGUAACCACAAUGCCAGUUGGAACCACAUCCAGCACAGGAAUACAGUCAAGUACCUCUACUCAAACAUCAACUACAACGAGAGGAACGACACCGUUAAAUGCUUCUACUCAGUCAUCGACUACUACGAGAACAACAUCACCGUCCAAUAUCUCUACCCAGACAUCAACUACUACGAGAGCAACUUCAUCGUCAAAUGCUUCUACCCAGGCAUUAACUACUACGGUACCAACUCCAUCGUCAAAUGCCUCUACCCAGGCAUCAACUACUACGGUACCAACUUCAUCGUCAAAUGCCUCUACCCAGGCAUCAACUACUACAAGAUCAAUGACAACAUCAAAUGUCUCUACUCAAGCUUCAGCUAUUACGAAUUCAACGCGACCCUCAAAUGCCUCUACUCAGGCAUCAGCUAUCACAAGUUCAACGCCAUCCUCAAAUGCCUCUACCCAGGCAUCAACUACUACGAGUCCAACUCCACCGUCAAAUGGCCCUACCUCGGCAUCAGCUAUUACAAGUUCAACGCCAUCCUCAAAUGCCUCUACUCAAGCAUCAACUACUACGAGUCCAACUCCACCGUCAAAUGCCUCUACCCAGACAUCAACUACUACGAGACCAAUGCUAACGUCUAAUGUUUCUACUCAAGCUUCACUUAUUACGAAUCCAACGCUAUCCUCAAGCGCCUCUGCUCAGGGAGCAGCUAUUACGGAUUCCACGCCAUCCACAAUUGCCUCUACUCAGGCAGCAGCUAUUACGGAAGCAGCACAAAACAUGGAAACCAAAAUUACGACCCUGGAAACCACUAUAGAUGCCGCGUUAGGCGAAUUGUCCACCCAACCAGUUACUGUAAACUUGAUGCCAGAUGAUAGCAUAGCGAAAACAGAAAUACUGACAACUCUUCAGGAAUCAACUGUUACGGAAACAACGGCAAGCACGGAAACUAAAGUUACUAUUUUGGAAACAACACCUGAUGCCAGCCCUGUAGCAACAAGCGUUAAUCCGACAACUAGUGCAGAUCUCCCAGGAAUCUCAGACAUACCGGUGAAUGCCUAUACUCAGGCCGCAGCUAUUACGGAAUCAACGACAAACAUGGAAACCAAAAAUAUGAUCACGGAAACAACUAUAGAUGCAGCUACCACAGACGAUUUUGGAAUAAUCGAUGUUACGACAACCAGCGCAGAUCCUAAAGAAAUCUCAGGAUUACCCUCAAGCGCUUAUGCUCAGGCAUUAACAAUGACGGAAGCAACACCAAACAUGGAAAACAAACUUCCUACCACGGAAGCAACACCAAACAUGGAAAACAAACUUUCUACCACGGAAAACACCGAACAUGGAAAACAAACUUCCUACCACAGAAGAAACACCAAACAUGGAAAACAAACGUCCUACCACGGAAGCAACUCCAGAUGACGGGGCUUUAGGAUUAACCAAUAAUCCGACAGCUAAUGCAGGUCUUCCAGGAAGCUCAGGUAGCGAACUAGUAUCACAAGAAGACAUUAAGGUUUUUACCAACACUAUAAAGAAACAACUAGAAGCAGU